Molecule: messenger RNA, 1534 nt
Organism: Solea senegalensis (Senegalese sole)
Lineage: Eukaryota; Metazoa; Chordata; Actinopteri; Pleuronectiformes; Soleidae
Product: hyaluronidase PH-20-like
Exons: 7
Coding region: 29-1261 (410 amino acids)
Biological process (GO): hyaluronan catabolic process; carbohydrate metabolic process
Cellular component (GO): acrosomal vesicle
Molecular function (GO): hyalurononglucosaminidase activity
Source: RefSeq, a predicted model, not a curated record
CAACAUCUCAUUGGACACCUCGCCGUUUAUGGGAGUGGCCACACCUGCUAAGGUUCCAGGCCAGUUUCUGUCUCUGUUCUACUUAGACCGCCUGGGUCUUUACCCUCAUGUAGACCUCGCUCGCGGGAAACAGUUCUAUGGUGGCGUCCCUCAGAAAGGCAACCUGAAGGCCAGCGUGAACAAGGCCAGAGCAGAUAUCAACUACUACAUCCCGUCAAAGACAACUCCAGGCCUCGCCGUGAUAGACUGGGAGGAAUGGCGCCCUCUGUGGGACAGAAACUGGGGCAGCAAGAGAAUCUACCAGACUUUAUCUGUGGCCCGUGUAUUGAAGUCCAACGGCUCCCUCACUCUGCAGCAGGCCACAGAACAAGCCAAGCAGCAGUUCCAGAUGGCAGCCAGAGGGUUGAUGUCAGGGAUGUUGGCAGUGGGCAGAGAUAUGAGACCUAACUAUCUCUGGGGCUUCUACCUGUUCCCCAGCUGCUACAACUACGGCUGGAUGGAGCCGCACUACACAGGCCGCUGCUCCAAGGAGGUGAGGAGGCAGAAUGAUGAGCUACUGUGGCUGUGGGAGUCCAGCACUGCCCUCUACCCCUCUGUAUAUCUGCAGGUCUCUUUGGCAGACAAUCCGCGAGCUGCUCUGAUGGUGAGAAAUCGUGUCCGGGAAGCUCUGAGAGUCUCCACCCUGCCAAGACGAGGUGGCUCGGCGCCUGUGUUUGUUUACACACGACCUGUCUUUGUUGAUCAAAACAGACGCUUCCUCAGCCAGGGGGACUUGGUGCACACCGUUGGGGAGAGUGCUGCUGUGGGAGCGGCUGGUGCUGUGCUGUGGGGGGCCAGCGCCGACUACGAUGACCAGGCCUCUUGCAAGGCUCUCUCGUCCUACCUCUCCUCCACCCUCAACCCUUACAUCGCCAACGUCUCCAUGGCCGCCCAGCUCUGCAGCAACUUCCUGUGUCGGGGGAACGGCCGCUGCAUCCGCAAAAACUACAACUCCAUUCACUACCUUCACCUUAACCCUGACAGUUUCAGGCUCAUGCGGGUUCAGGGACGCUACCUCGUGCUCGGGAGACCGACCUUUACGGACCUGAAAACACUGAGGAGGCGCUUUACCUGCCAGUGCUACAAGGGGACGGACUGCACGCCCAGGACGCCCAGAGAGCUCUUCAAGGCCUUGACGUACAGUGUGAAGAAAGGGUUCCACCAAAAAGUCAGCUCGCUGAAUAAGAGUAUGAGCGAGGAUGACGUGGAGACGAAGGUUUAGCGAGAGACACAACACUGGUCUCUGAACUCGUGGUGGAUUUGCAUCUUUCCCACUUGGUUGAUUUGCAUUUUCCACUGACACAAAAUAACAAUCCAACCCGAGUGAAGACCAGGCUACUAGAUGAUGUGUUCAUCGAUUACAUCGCAACUACACAUGUCAGGGAACCGUCGUUAUAUUUAUACAAAGACUUCACACUGUGACCUGUUGCAUACUUUUGCCUGAAAACUGAAGUAAACCCCUCAUCUCCAAUGAACGUUGGGGAAACAACCAAUA